This is a messenger RNA of Syngnathoides biaculeatus (alligator pipefish), 7251 nucleotides long. RefSeq names its product zinc finger, MYM-type 2 (gene zmym2). The coding region runs from base 623 to 4591 and encodes 1322 amino acids. The record is from RefSeq and is a predicted model, not a curated record. Gene Ontology annotation, molecular function: zinc ion binding. The transcript has 24 exons. Lineage: Eukaryota; Metazoa; Chordata; Actinopteri; Syngnathiformes; Syngnathidae.
UUCACGUAGGACACGACGGCUGCCGUUUCUUCUUUACGCCCGCAUGACACAAUCGAAGCCCAGUUCAUGUGAUACGUAACGCCGGCGGUGGUGGUGGGGGGGGGGGGUUCGUGUUGGGGAAGGGCGCCCCUAUCGGAGGCUCGAUGCCAUCUCAACCUGAUUGCGCCACGAUUGGCAGCGACAAACUUUUCAAUUAAAGCAGGUAGUGUCCAAAAAACAUCUCUUCAAUCCCACCCCGGCGUUUUGGUUUUGGUCCAUAGGAGUCCAAUUCUCACCGGUGAAUGUGUGGGUCGGGACCUUGUGAGCGUCGUAUACUUGGACUGUGCAUUGGACCACAAUGGCGCAGUUGGGCCACGUUUCUUGUCGGACCCCCAACACAACUUAGAACCCCCCCCCCCCUCCUUCGCCCGCUCAUUUUGGGACAAGGGGGAAUGGUGGGGUGAAGGGAUUCACAGUUUUAAAGUUUUGGACCGGGGAGUUGUUCGACCAGCUCCGUCAUGCCGGAAUUGAUGAAGACACGGCCACGUAGAGUUGAACGUGCCGUUCCCUGUUUCUAAUCUCCGCGCGCGCAGCAGUCACAACACGCGUAACGGACGCCAUUUGCGAUGUGGUUGCCUUAGCAAUGGAUGGGGAGUUGGAACCCAACCCUGCUGUUCCAGAAGAGGAGGUGGCGACAGCCGGGGCAGCGGCGGCAGCAGGGGAGCACGUGGAGGCCGCUGCUGCACCCACUGUGGAGACCCCAGAGUCGGUUGCCGUGGCAACACAUGACGACGAGCCACCAAAAAAGGGCAGCGGCGAGGACGACGACGUGGUUCUGGUAGAGGAGCAUGCCCCCGAGCUCCCGCCUUUAAAUGAGUGUCCGGAGUGCCCCGCUGACAUGGAGACAGAAAAUAAGUCGCCCGCCCAGGCGACGCCGCCCGCUGAGGUAACCCUGCACGCCGAGGUGACACCACCUGCUGCGGCGACACCCGACGCAUCCGAGCCCUCCAACCCCGCCUCGGCGGCCGAGCCCAUCGUUAUUGACGACGAGGAGGAGCCUGAGGAGAAGCAGGGCGGUUCCUCGCCUGCCAACCUCAGCAGUAUGGAACCACAUUCGGAGAUCCGCAUCGCCAACGUCACCACGCUGGGCAAGAAAAGAGGCGCCGAGGGCAAAACGUCACCAGGGGAUGCUCAAGCUGACUUGAUGAUCACCUCGGUGACGUCACUCCAGGAUGGACCAAUGUCAGGCGACGGCGCGGCAGAAGAAAACGGCCUGCAGAUCAGCAGCACCUUCAGCCUGAAUUCCGACGCAACAUCUGGAAGACCGAGCGCUUCCUUCAACCCCGGGCGGGGCUCGGCAGUGCAAAACGGUGACACAGGGACACACAACAGAACAGACUCAUGGAUUUCCCAGUCAGCGUCGGUACCUCGCAACCAAAAGCAAACGGGGGUGGACUCUUUAUCUACCGCUACUUCCCUGCCCAAGCCUCCGGGACAGUCUUCCUCUUCCUCGCCAGGCACCCAGUCGCAACCCAGGACGGUGAAGGUGACGUGUGCAAACUGUAAGAAGCCUCUGAAGAAAGGUCAAACAGCGUACCAGCGCAAAGGGUCCACCCACCUUUUCUGCUCCACCACCUGCUUGUCCGCCUUCUCACAUAAACCUCCACCAAAAAAAAGCUGCACCAUGUGUAAAAAGGAUAUCACCAACAUGAAAGGUACCAUCGUGGCCCAGGUGGACUCAAGCGAGUCUUUCCAGGAGUUCUGCAGCACCGGCUGCCUGGGGGCCUACGAGAACAAGCAAAACCCGCCCAAGUCCAGCCUCAAAACCAAAUGCACAGUCUGUGGAAAACUCACUGAGAUCCGUCAUGAGGUGAGCUUCAAAACGGUGACUCACAAGAUCUGCAGCGAUAUGUGCUUCAAUGUGUACCGUCGAGCCAACGGUCUCAUCAUGAACUGCUGCGAGCAGUGCGGCGACUACCUGCCUACCAGGCCCUCCGCCAACCACUUCUUGCUGGUGGACGGACAGCAGAAGCGCUUUUGCUGUCAGAAAUGCAUCAAGGACUUUAAGCAGGCUCACAGCAAACUAGCGAACUGCCUCAUGUGCAAGACGCUGAUCAAGACGGGCGAAGUGGUCCUGGGCCUGGGCGCCGACGGUACCAUGGGCUCAUACUGCUCCACCAACUGCAUGAACAAGGCCAAGAAGGCCACUGCCACAUUCCAUUACGCGGAGCCAUCAUGUCACUUCUGCAAGAGGAACUCUUUACCUCAGUACCAGGCCACGCUACCCGAGGGAAACGUCCUCAACUUCUGCAGCUCGCACUGUGUGACCAAGUUCCAGAAUGCCACCCUCCAGACGGCCACCAACGGAGAGGCAUCACUGUCCACUAACAAAAACAACGCGGUGCAGCUCAAAUGUAACUACUGCAGAGGAGCAUUCAGCGUCAAGCCCGAGACACUGGAGUGGGAGGACAAAGUGUACCACUUCUGCAGUAAGGUGUGCUGCGACGACUACAAGAAGCUGCACUGCAUUGUCACCAUGUGUGAAUACUGCCAGGAGGAGAAGACUCUGCACAGCACCGCCAACUUCUCUGGCGAGAAGAAGCCGUUUUGCAGCGAAGGGUGCAAGCUGCUGUUCAAGCAGGACUUCAUCAAACGUUUGGGCCUAAAGUGCGUCAGCUGCAACCACUGCAGUCAGAUGUGCAAGAGAGGUGUCACGCGUCAACUUGGUGGCAUGACACGGGACUUCUGUGGUGAGCCUUGUGCCAAGAAGUUCCAUGACUGGUACCACAAGGCGGCACGCUGCGACUGCUGCAAGGUUCAGGGCCAGCUGACAGAGUCGGUAAUGUGGCGAUCCGAGAUGAAGCAGUUCUGCGACCAGCAGUGUCUUCUCAGGUUUUACUGCCAGCAGAACGAGCCCAUCAUGGCCACACAGAAAGGCCCCGAGAACAGCUGCACGGGCAUUGAUUCACAAGCUUCCAAACUUGGGCUGGUAAGCCAGGGCACGGCGGGAUACGCGGGCAGCGGACUGAUGAGAGACGUAAAAAACAAGGCAGUCCUCUGCAAGCCGCUCACCCUCACUAAGGCCACCUACUGCAAGCCACAUAUGCAGAGCAAGCCCAUACAGACGGACGUGGAUGACGGUGUGAAGCGGGAGUACGUUCCUGUCCCGAUCCCCGUGCCCGUGUUCAUCCCUAUACCCAUGAAUAUGUACUCGCAGUUAGCGCCCACGCCGCUCUCCAUGCCUCUACCGCUCCCCGUCCCCGUCUUUCUACCCACCACUCUGCAGAGCACUGAGCAGAUCGUCCAGACCAUCCAGGAGCUGAGAACUCAAUCACCCUCGGUACUUGUAGCCACCCAAGAGCACCCGCUUUCCCCAAUAUUGCAGACAUCGGAGGACCAGAAAACAGAUGUGAAGCUGGAGAAGGAGGUGAGUGAGCAUGAAGAAGAAGAUAUGGUCACCGCUAGUCCAGAGGAGGAGGUGAAGGAAGGUAAUAUGGAUCCAAAGGAGGAGGAGGAGGUAAAAGAGGAGGAAGAAGAGGGCGACUACAUGGACCUGGAGGAGGACUUUCCUCCAGCUUUGGCAUCAGUCCCAGAGGACAUUGAGGGACGUGAAGAUGAGCCGGCGCCACGACCUCAGCCAAGGACACGAGGGAACAAGAGACUGGCGGUGAAACGUAGCUUGGUCAGAGCCUCGUCGCUCCGUUCACCGCCCCUCAAAGCUCGGUACGGCAUCAACGCCUUCAGACGCUGGAUGGGCUCAGGUGGAAAAGAACUGUCCACAGGCGACCCCCAAGCGUCCGGUCCAGCUCUGGUGAAUCCCGCCGAGACCGACAUAGUGAAAAUGUGCGGCGGCGAGCUGAACGACAAGCUGUGUGGCUUUGUAAGGGAGGUGUGCCGGCCCAAUGGGGAGCGAUACGCCCCAGACAGCAUCUACUACCUCUGCCUCGGCAUCCAGAAGCAUCUGUACACCAAUGGGCAACAGAGUGACAUCUUCAGUGACUCCUGCUAUAAGGAGUUUGGAGAGGAGCUUAAUAAGGUUCUGAUCGACUGGAAGCCCAGCCUGCUUCCUGAUGGCUUAGCAUGGAGCCGCGUGGACGAGCAGUGCCUGUGGGAAGGCGGGCAUCUGGGUGGCACCACGCCCACCAUCCUUCUGCGCUCACUGGUCUAUCUAAAUGCCAAGCGCCUGCGCCUACGCAGCACCCAGCAGCAUCUACGGUUGUCCUUUGCCCACGUCUACGGCCCGAGGACCACGCACCCGGUCACCUCCGGGGAGAGCCGCGUGUCUCCUGUCUCUCAGGUUGAAAAGGAUUCUCGCAAGAGGAAGCUGGACCAUCAGGUGUGUGAAGACGGCGACACGGGACCACUUGGUCCCGUCACGGAGCAAGAGCGACACCUUUUCCGGCUUUACCGCUCCAAGUGCCCGGCGUCAUUGCUGGAGUCCUCGGAUUUCUUCUACGCUCAGCCUGAGUCUGCCUGGGACUGCAACGGGGCCUGGUUCACCUCCAAGCCGCUCGGGCGCCACACGCUAGAGACCCUCCUCCCCAGAGUCCUACUGGUUAGGGACAUCUACACGGACUCGCAGGAGCAAGAGGAGAAAGGUGGUGCCGAGUAGCACGUUUAAUUUGGACGCGUAGAUUGUUAGUAGAUCCACAGGGAGGCUAUAGUGAGUUGCUCUUCCAACAUUUUCUUAUGUACACCUCGUUCAUUCCUACCACAGAGCUCUGAGACGCUGCCCAUGGCUAUGAAAAAGUGGGUGGUUUUCCAGAAUGUUCCUGCAUUUGUAUUGGGGGUGGAUGGCAUCUGGACAGUUCCGGCAUGUUUUAGCUUGCUACUGAUCCGGAUACACCAUCGCCAAGCCCGAAUUGAACACCGGUGAUGUCGUUUGGAAAGUUACUUUUGGUACGUGAUUUAGGCUUAGGAAAAGACAAUCACAAGAACUGUUAGCAUGUACUCUUAGCGUCCCAUUCCUGAGCGGAUAAGGAGAUGGAUGUUUUUCAUUGGACAGCGGAGUCCUGCUCUGGUGUUUGCAGGAAGAAGUCCAAUAUUUCAGAAGGGAGGGAGAGUUCGGCUGAGGAAAGAAAUAGCGCACCUGUGCUGAAGUGGCCAAGCAUUUUGUCCUUUGUAAGUCGCAAAUCCAUUCAAACAUGGCACCGGUAUUACAUCCCUUCCAUCCAGAAUUUUGCCACAAGAAAAGGUAUAAUAUUCCCAAGGGAUGUGUAUUUGGGCUGAGAAAAAUAAUAACACAACUGUGUUAAAAUAGCCACAUUUAGCCCUUUGAAGUUACAUUACUGAGAAAUAGCAUAGCUGUUACACGUUUUUUUAAAAAUAUUUUUUUGCAAAAUCAGGAGAUGCAUAGCAAUUUCCAGAAAAACUACCAAUAUUUCGGACGGGAGAAUUGUAUGGGCUGCGAAAAAUAUUAAUAAUUUUGUCUUUUGAAGUCACACCCAUUGAGAAAUUUUGUUGCAUUUAAUAAUCAGAGCUGCAUUUUUGUUGUUGUUGUGGUGCUAUGCUGAGAGGAAAAGCCCAAAUUGUUUAGUAAGUGUACUGUAAUUGUGCAUUUGGGGAGAGCAUAGUAAUAAGUUAUUGCACGCAUUUAAUUUUCUGAGCUAAAUACUUCAACCACUGAUUUAUUUUAUUUUUUUUCCCUUCUUCCCCAAUAACUUCUAGCUUGCUAACUUGUAUAAAUGUAGAAAUACCUAAGCUGAGCAAAGUUAUACCAUAGCCGCCCUGAACAAGAUGUGUACUUUGGUAGACAUCACAUUGAAAAAUUUUCCAGCAAUGCCAUGUUUGCUCAAUAGUUUAAAAUGUGAAAAUAUUUCGAGAAAGGUAAACAUUCGAAAAUUUCUUCACAUCUCGUGCGAAAUGUCAUUUUUUGAGCACAGUUAAAACUGUCUGUCCAAAGUUAGUUCAAUUGAUUGGCAUGUACAAGAAUUUGGGACAAAACAUGUUAAAUCUUUGACGUCUAGUUUGUUUUUCUCUGAAGUCCUGUAUUUCCAAAUAUUUAGUUUAAGGAAUGUUACAUCCCAUCCAUUCAGAGCGAACUACAUCUUUUUUGUUGUUGCACCUGAUGAGAGGACAAAAAAAAACCUAUUCUUGCACUUAGUAAAAUUGAGGCUGAGGAAAAAUUCGCUCACUCGUCAGGAUCUAGCCACAAAUUUUGUCAUUUGAAAUUGCAUCAAUAACACUUAUUACUCUGUUCAAUUUUAUGGUGGCUUGUUUUCGGGAGUCCAGUAUUUGAGAAUGGGUGUGCAGAGGAAAGUAAUACCACACCCUUUCAAUACAACAGGCACAUUUCUCCUUUGAUAGCACUUUUGAGAAAUAACGCUCUUUCACUGUAUCCAUUUUUCCCCCAAAUUUUGGAGGUAUGCUUUCUGUUGUAUGUAAAGUCCCAAAAAGGUUGGCAUUUGUUUUCCCCCAACGCAUCAGGAGGUCCCCUCCCGCACCCGUACCAAAGGGCAAAGUUGUUUGAGGGUGUAAAGGAAACCAACAGUUGUCCACAAUAUCUUUCCAAGCGACAUCACCACAAAUCUUCCGAGGCUCCGCGAGGUUCAUAAGCUACCCGUCGACAUGCUGCGUGUCUCCAUUAGCACGACGUAGCCUUGCACGCUAACUGGGUUCAGAUUGUUUUGGUGGCGUCUCCGGCAAAGGAGGCAGAAGGUGUGAACUGGGAUGGUCACAAAAGGGACAAAAAGAAACACCGAACCUUUUUUUUUUUUUUUUUUUUUGCAUCAUAUUUAUUUCUCCUUGUUUCUCUCUCUUGUCCUCUUUUUGUACUUUAUUCUUUCCCAAGAACCUUCCUUGGAAAAAAAAAAGAAAAGAAAAGCAGACACUCCGCAGAAAAACAUAGACAGAGCUGGUCGCUGUUUUUUCGUUGUCCCAUUUACGUUGAUGCUUCAUUCAUUUGGUUUCUCGCAAGAAAAUGAAAGCUAAACUCAGGUUUGCGUUGGAAGGAUUUGCCAUCAUAAUGACUUAAAAUUCACAUUGUUACUAGUAUUUGAUGGCUCUCGAAGUUAAUUUGAACGGAUUGCAGUGACGAGUGGAGCAUCUUUUUUCCAGAGAUAAGUGCCCCUUGAUCUGCUACAGGGAUGCGGAUGGGGUUUGCUCCUCAGUACUAGACUCAAAUAGGAAAACCUUUAAGCAAGCCCAUCGGGGCGAUGUCAGUGCUGACCCGGGUGUCGCCGCUGACUUGGGUGUGAAUGUGCCUCAGUGUGUAAAUAUGAAUGUGAGUGUGUAAGUGAGCACCCGUCUGCUGGUGUGCUUGUGUUAAAUAAA